AACAAAGAUAAGAUCAUCACAACAAGCAUCAACGAUUUGAAAAGCAACAAGCAGUAAAAGAAUUUUGGCGAGAAAAAAAAAUUUUCUUUUUCGAAGGAAAAACACACUUCGAAUUGAAGACAUUUUUAAGAAGAGAAACGACAAAAAAAAAGAGUUUUUUGAUAAGCGAAAUUUUUACACGCAACACACACAUUUUGAUAAAGAUUAAAGAAACAUAAAGAAAAAAUUAAACAAAAAUGGAUCAACAACAGCAAUAUUGCUUGAAAUGGAGCAAUUAUUCAUCAAAUCUGGCAACAGCAUUUUCAAAUUUAUUCAACUCAGAGACCCUGACCGACGUGACAUUGUUCUGCGAGGGAACAAUAUUUAAAGCUCACAAGCUCAUACUAGCAGCAUGUUCGAAAAAUUUUGCUGAUUUAUUUGAGACACCAUCAUUGGCAACUGGUUCAGUAUGCGUCAUUCUUGAAGCGACGUCGGCUGAGAAUAUGGCUGCAUUGUUAGAAUUUAUGUACAAGGGUGAAGUGCAUGUAUCACAAAAAGCUCUUGAAAGCUUUCUAAAAGCAGCUGAGAGUUUGCAGGUCAAAGGACUUACCACGGAGCAUGGUCGUUGUACAACAAAUACAAAUUUCCCGAGUGAUAGCUCAUCGCCCACUGAUUUGCCAUCACGUCGGUUAAGAAAUAGUUUUUCUAAUCUCGAUCCAAUUACAAAGAGUGGCAUAAAGCGUGAGACAGAUAUGAUUAUGGCUGGUGCUGUAACAUCCUUCCCACACAACUAUUUACAACCCCAACCGUAUAUGCCAAGUCCAUACGAGCCGGCCCGCAAACGUCACAUGAAGAAUCUGUAUACGAAUAUUGAUCAACAGGAAACGCGCGGAAGUGUUUUAAGAGACGGUUCAAAGACAAGUACUGGAAGUCCGAGCCCGGUUGGUAAAACAGCUGGUUAUCGUCCUGCAAGCAGUGGAUCAUCGGCAGCACAUACUGAAGCGGAUACAAUGCAAACGGAAAGAGAUUCACCACAACAGUCCAAUAGAUACGAGAAUCACAGCCCAAGCACGACUCAAGGUAAUGGAACGUCUUCGACAUCGGAACGUGACGAACGAAAUGGAACGGAUAAAGAAACGGAAUUGAACAUUAAGAAUGAAGCUGGUGCUGAAGAUUUACGGAUGAAAAUGGAAAUGAGGCAAUUGCAAUCACCCAUAGGACCAUCGUCAGUUCCGCCCACGCCAACAACGCCGAUUGUACCAUAUCCAGGCAAGGGAAUUCCUGUUGGUUUAGAAGGUACGAUAGCACCGACCGAUAUGCUCAAUGUCUUAAGUGCUCAUAGAGAAAGUGUAAAUACAGCUGACGGCAAGAAGCUUCAAUGUCCAUUAUGUGAUCGACAAUACGGCUACGAAACAAACUUACGAGCUCACAUUAGACAACGUCAUCAAGGUAUUCGCGUACCCUGUCCAUUCUGUUCGAGAACAUUUACUCGCAACAAUACAGUACGUCGUCAUAUAGCACGAGAGCAUAAGCAUCAGCAAAUUGUUACUCCGUUUACAAGUUAAGUUGUCACAAGUUUUUUGUUUUACGAUGCGAAUGUGCAUGUGGAAAAGUGAAAAUGAUACGUCGAGAGACGGCAUGCACAUGCAAUUUUUUUUUACUAUAUUAUCUAAGUGAAAAAAAGAAGAAGACGUAAUCCAUUUGAGAAUGAAAGAAUCUCGUGCGAAAAUGUAAUUAGAAAAAGAUUUUCAUUUAGAAGAAAAAAGAAAAAAAAAUUCAUUUAACAAGUUUGAAGUAAACGAUUUUGUGUCUAGGGGUUGGACGGAAGACACAGAGAAUGGAAGUUGCAAUAAUAUAAAAAAAGAAGACAAUCCAUUUUUCAUGAACUGUAAACUUUAAUUAGUUUCUUUUUUAUUUCUACUUACUCUUUACAAUAGAGAAAGCAGUUGUUAAUUACACAGACGUUAAUGAAACUCACAUGCAAUAUCAUUACAAUUACAAAAUGGAAUAUAUAUGGGGAUAUAAAGAUGGGGGAUGAAUAUGGGGAAGUGACUGAUGUGCACUUCCUUGUAUUAAAUAGGAAUCUUUUUUUUAAUCGGAAUUUUGGGGUGUUUGGGGGUGUUUAUGGAGGGAGUGGGUGCAGUUGAAGGUCUGGAAAUUGAAACUAGCUUUACUAAGUUGGCACGAAUUUUUAAGAAGGAAUUUUAUAAAAAUUCGAGUCAACUUCAAGCUAUAAACUUCAUUUCUAGCAGUUGAUGCCACAUACUCCAUCCUUAGCGCCCCCCAAACCUCUCAAAAUUCAGAGUGUAUAAAAAGAAAGAUAAAGUUACACAACUCAAAAAACUGUUUUUAAUUCAUUUUUCUCAUUUAAAAGAAAUACGAAACUUUUUAAUAUGAAUCACCGCAAGUGUCAUUAUCAGUAACUGU
Messenger RNA from Chironomus riparius, 2406 nucleotides. Lineage: Eukaryota; Metazoa; Arthropoda; Insecta; Diptera; Chironomidae. The record is from the annotation of a GenBank genome assembly.